UAAAAUUAGUUAUUAAAAUCAGUUAGUUUAUUUCAGUUAACUAACCAGCAUCACUUUAUUAACUAACUUUAAUGAAAAAUGGCGUUUGGCAUGGAAGCAAGACCUACUUGUACCUCUUUUUCUUUUAACAUCCUGCGACAGCACAGCCAGGCUUUAUUCGGAGCCAUUAACGUCACAGAGCCAAUACCAAUCGCCUGGUCUCUAUACUCAAAAGGAAUCAUUGAGAAAUGCACUCUCGACAAAGUGCAAGCUUUUGGUAUCCCUCGCUACCUGCAAAUCUCUGGCCUUUUGGAAGGGGUGCUAUCAUCGGUCGAAAGCAAGCCAGAUCUUUUACAAGUAACUCUGGACGCGUUGGAGUCCAAUUCGUCUCCUGCUAUUGCUACAGUUGUGGACCAGAUCAGAUUGAAGCUCUCCUUUAACGUGGAGAGAAUGAGGGACGAGAAUUCUCUAUCACCAGGAAGAAGGAGGAGAAAACCAAAAAAUAUAGUUAUCCCUGUUGACAGCUCAGUACAUAAAGACCUCAUGCAAUUCAACCUCAAAUUCGGUGGUUUCUUUUACAAAGUUCGCAAGUCGAUAUCAGAAGAAGUCCAAUCCUCAUACCUCAAGAUACAGGAUCUUAAAGAUUACCUUUCCUGCUAUUCUCCUCAUCUCUCACCCAAGUUAGAAUCGGAAGAUUUCUUUACAAUCCUUCGUAGUUUAUCUUCACCCACCAACACUUUGGUGCUAGAGAGUAUGGCCGAUCAUUUCCAGCUGGUCCAGACAAGCGAUUUGAUUCAAAGCUACCACAGGGAGGAGGAGGUUUUUAAGAUGAAGCUCCUCGAUAAAGACUUUGCUCGCGAGCUCCAAGAAGAGAUGUCAAGGUUUGAACCAGACUCAGAAAUACAGAUCAACCUCAAGCUUCAGUGGCACUGUUAUGAUGACAUGACGGUGAAAGAGUUCCGGGAUUUACUCAACGAAAUUUUCUCGUCCAAUUCUCGUUAUAUACACCUCCUACAGGUUAAGAAAGGGUGUGUCCAUUGCGUGUGUCGGGCCCCAUUGGUACUACAAGAGGUACUGGUGACACUAGCUAGAGAUAGACUGGAGUGGUUGGUAGAUAAAGGGAUCGGUCUGUUUAGUAUUGGGGGUGUGUCUAUAAUAGAAGAGAAGGUGGUUGAGAAUGGAGUGAAUCAUGAUAAUGAAUCUUUAGGUAAGCAAAAGUCCGUUCCAACCCAGAAACCCACAGUCCCGGUUACUAUAGAAACAACACAGCCCCUCCCACAGGAAGUGAUCGACCUCCUCAACCAGUACCUCUCUCACAACAGUUGCCACGGAAACCCGUCGACCUGCAUGAGUUGCUGCAAGAUUGACCGAACAGCUCGACGACUACUAUCAACAUACACAAUAAAACAAGACAAUGAAAUAGACGGGGCUUUAGACGAGAAGUCACACCUAUGGGUGUCGCCUGAUCAAGGACUAGGACAAAGCUUAACGAAAGGAAUGACAGAAGGAGAAAGAGAGAGAAAGGAGGAGGAGGGAGAGGGGAACGACGCUGAGUCUAGUCAGAGUAUAUCAAUAUUUAGUAUACCACAGACUGUGAGGGAUAAUAUGUUGAAUGAAGAGGAGAGAGAGCGAUUGGAGCCAAAAAUAAGUUUAAAAGAAACAGGAGGCUGCACACAUAAAAUGGAGGAGAGAGGACUAAAAAAAGACAAGAAACAAGAAGCAGCGACUAUCACUGAUUCUAAUACAAUGGCGGCCGGCUCAUUCCAAUCGCAAUCAGUUACUGAUCCUACACUAUCUUCAAGAGACAGUAACAAUGUUACUAUACCAACUCAAAUAGAAUCUACUAGUACUUCAUAUGAUGAUCAACCAGUCGUUACUCCAAUGUCACCACCUUUAUAUUCAUCUCAUCCAACCUUCGUCCGUCGUUCGUCCAGUAACUAUGACAGCGGGAUUGUUCUUGGUCCUCCUAGCGAUGAGACUGGCGAUAAAGUGGGAGGGGUCGACGAGAAGGUGGGCGUGGCUGAUGCUUAUAGAGUGAUUGAGAGGGAGGAGAGUGGGAGGAGACACGAGAUACUGAGUCAAAUAAAAGAAGAGAAAUAAACAAUAACAAUAACAAUAAUAAAAAUAU
Amphimedon queenslandica is the source of this 2107-nucleotide messenger RNA. RefSeq lists its product as uncharacterized. NCBI's taxonomy places the organism in Eukaryota, Metazoa, Porifera, Demospongiae, Haplosclerida, Niphatidae. The transcript is spliced from 3 exons. The record is from RefSeq and is a predicted model, not a curated record. The coding region runs from base 79 to 2079 and encodes 666 amino acids.